This is a messenger RNA of Coregonus clupeaformis (lake whitefish), 1820 nucleotides long. RefSeq names its product adenylate kinase 5, like (gene ak5l). NCBI's taxonomy places the organism in Eukaryota, Metazoa, Chordata, Actinopteri, Salmoniformes, Salmonidae. Gene Ontology annotation, biological process: nucleoside triphosphate biosynthetic process. The coding region runs from base 247 to 1257 and encodes 336 amino acids. Gene Ontology annotation, cellular component: cytoplasm; cytosol. The record is from RefSeq and is a predicted model, not a curated record. Gene Ontology annotation, molecular function: AMP kinase activity; ATP binding. The transcript has 8 exons.
UCCAAUCGGCUGCUAUAGCAUUAGCUAGCCUAGCAUGCUGAUGACAACUAGCAGUCAUUAACAACUAGCAGUAUUUCAAUGUUCUUGAUUUGUCAGUUGGGAUAAUGGGAUAAUUCGGAGUACACUGCCAUCUCUCAUCCCUGGUUUGAGUGCCCUGGAGCCGGCGCGGCAUCCAGUGGACAGCGUGCAAGCCUGCGAGGAGAGGACAGGAUAAUACAGGCUCCAGUCUGGACAGGAAUAUAAAGAAUGAACACCAAUGACGCCAAAGAAUACCUUUCGAAACAUCAGAUCCAACAACUAUGUGAGAGUAUGCUGACUGGACUGAUGUACCAUCGCCCUGAGGACCCCGUAGGCUUCCUGGAGAACUGCCUGCAGAAGGUGCGCGAGCUUGGAGGGCCUGAAUGUGUGUCCUGGGACACCUUUAUGUCCCCUGAGCGAAAGCCACUACCCCCAAUAAGCAUGGGACAUGGGAAGAAAGCUAGCUGCAAAUUGGACACCGGGCCUGUACCCGGACCCGGUCCCGGACCUUACCGUCGGUAUGACCGCCUCACUCCCAUUCAGGCCCAGUUCUCCAUCGAGAGCGACUCAGAUAUGACUGAGUCCACUGGACUUAUUCAGGAGUAUGACGUUUUUGACCCCUCUAAGCCCCGACCUCACAUAAUUUUUGUCAUUGGGGGACCAGGAAGCGGAAAGGGCACCCAAACUGCCAAAAUUGCAAGCCAUUAUCGUUUUGAGUGUGUGUCUGUGGGAGAGAUCCUGCGGAACCAGCUCCUGCACCAUGCCUCUAGUGACAGAAAGUGGGAGCUCAUCGCUAAGAUCAUCGCCAACGGGGAACUGGCACCUCAGGAGACGACAAUUGAGGAGCUGAAGCAGCAGUUCAUCAAGCAGCAAGGUGCCAAGGGUUUUAUUGUGGAUGGGUUCCCACGGGAGAUUGCCCAGGCAUUUACCUUUGAGGAGCAGAUUGGCUCGCCGGACCUAGUGAUUCUACUGGCCUGCUCCAAUCAGCAACUUCGCCAGCGUCUUGAGCAGAGAGCCGCUCAGCAGGGUCGCCCUGACGAUAACACCCACGCCAUCGAGAAACGCCUGGAAACGUUUAAGCACAACAUCCCUCCAAUAGCCAAGUACUACCAGGAGAGGGCACUUAUUGUCAGGAUUGAUGCCAAUCGCGAAGAAGAUGAUAUAUUCACAGACAUAAGUGCCAUUGUGAAGGAGAGACUGUUUCCAAACUGGGUGGAGGAGGAGGCAGAGGCAAAGUAGUGUACUGACAUGAGUUGUUGUGGCAGGGUGGGUGGUGAAACCAGCCGUCAUGCCUGUUGAUUGAGCUCUCAUCCACUUGGAUCAGACUACGGGCCUAUGGGCCCUGGUCAAAAAUAGUACACUACACACUAAACAAAUGAGGGUCCCUCAACGGUUCUUUGGGAAGGGUGAUGGUUCUAUGUGGAAACAUACUGACCCAAAGAACCCUUUGAGCCCUUCAAUGGUUCUUUGCAGUUCAAAAAAGGGUUAUUUCCUCUUUUAGUGAUAAUUAAAAUGUAGGGGUGGUGGCUCAUUCAAAUAUUUUUGGGGGCAACCGUGAGUGAGUGUCAUUUCAGUUUAUCUAAUCUGUUGUGUUAUGCUAUUUGAUGUUAUACUGUAUAUGAAUAUGGCAAGUGAUGGUGUUUUGUGAAAUACUCACAUAUGGCCUUGUGUCAAUUGAGAACAGUUGACUAAAUCAGUCAGUGGUUCUCAAUUCUUUCCUCAGGGACCCCCAGCCAUUCCAGAGCUAGCACACCUGAUUCAAUUUGUUAAUAAAGACAAAAAUACAACCUAUGGAAUUUUAA